This is a messenger RNA of Octopus bimaculoides (California two-spot octopus), 2268 nucleotides long. RefSeq lists its product as uncharacterized. Gene Ontology annotation, cellular component: nucleus. The record is from RefSeq and is a predicted model, not a curated record. Lineage: Eukaryota; Metazoa; Mollusca; Cephalopoda; Octopoda; Octopodidae. Gene Ontology annotation, biological process: regulation of transcription by RNA polymerase II. Gene Ontology annotation, molecular function: DNA-binding transcription activator activity, RNA polymerase II-specific; RNA polymerase II cis-regulatory region sequence-specific DNA binding.
AAAAAAAAAACAAAUCUCAAAGCGGGGGGCGGUCUGUGAUCUUUACUUUCUAAAUAAUUCAGCUAAGUCUUAAUAUGUAGUAAUUACCUCGUGUUAAGGUGAACGUAACUCUUUGUGGAUAAGUCAGGGGACAAACAAGUUUGAGGGUCGGUGUUCCAUCUCCGUGAUUAAAAAUUUCAUUUGAUCACAGCUUUACAUCGUUAAUUGGUUGUUCCCUAUUUUACAGGACAGGGGAAAUGGCUUUUAAUCAACAACAAAUCAAUCAACGAACUUUCGUCAUCCUUCUCCAGUUUUCAUUUGGACUUUAUAUCAAACAUUCUACUGGUGAGUAGAAAAUAUAUCUACAUUACAUCUGCUCCACACAUGUUAACAGAGACAUCUAGGACAAGAAACUGAACCAUAAUAGACAUUUUUCACCUUUUAAAAAUUGCUCAAGAAUGGAGAACGUUGAUCACUUGGACACUUGUAACACAACUGUUAUUAAUGUAGAUACAGUUAGAGAGACAGACGGAGAUGAAAAAGCUGAAAACGGAAGUGUUGCUGAAUAUCGCUGCGAGAUUUGUAGGAAGACAUUUUCUUCAGAAGAUGAAGUCUUCUCACACAAAGAAAUACACAGUAAAAAGAAAACGAUUCAUUGUGAAACAUGUGGGAAAUCAUUUCUUAGUAAAUCACAUCUCAUAGUUCACAAACGUAGCCACACUGGCGAAAGACCAUUCAAAUGUGAAAUUUGUGAGAAAACCUUCACUCAGAAUUCUCACCUUCACAAUCACAAACGUAGUCACAGUGGAGAAAAACCUUACCAUUGUGAGAUAUGUGGGAAAUUUUUCACUCAGAAUUCUCACCUCUUGGUUCACAAACGAAGUCACACUGGAGAAAGACCAUUCCAUUGUGAAAUAUGUAAGAAAUCUUUCACUCAGAAUUCUCAUUUUAUUUACCAUAAACGUUGUCACACUGGAGAAAAGCCAUUCCAAUGUGAAAUAUGUGAGAAAUCUUUUAUUUCUCGUGGCAACUUAACAGCGCAUAAAAGAAUACAUGCUUCUGAAAAACCUUACCAGUGUGAAAUAUGUGGAAGAUCUUUUGCAUUUGAACCAGAUUUAAAGAAACACAACAGGCUGCACACUAUGGAGAAACCUUUCCAUUGUGAAAUAUGUGGAAAGUCUUUCCCUCAGAAGUCUCAUGUUGUAGUUCACAAACGUAGUCACACUGGAGAAAAACCAUUCAAGUGUGAAAUAUGUGAGAAAUCUUAUGCAUGUAAAAAGACAUUAAUCUUGCAUGAAAGAGUACACACUGGCAAGCAACCAUUCAAGUGUGAAAUAUGUGAGAAAUCUUUUAGUUCUAGUACCAACCUAGCAAUACACAUAAGAAUACACACAGGAGAAAAACCUUUCCAUUGUGAAAUGUGUGGGAAACCUUACGGUUCCGGUAGUGCACUAAUACAACAUCGGAGAGCACACACUGGGGAAAAGCCUUUCCAUUGUCAAAUAUGUGGGAAAUAUUUUGCCUCUCUUAGUGAUUUGAAGAUACACAAAAGAAUACAUACAGGAGAAGAAGCACCAUUCCACUGUGAAAUAUGUGGAAAAUCUUUUAACUGGAAUUCUCAUUUAAUUGAACACGAACGUUAUCACACGGGGGAAAAACGUUUUCAGUGCGAAAUAUGUGGACAAGCAUUCACUCAGAAAUGUCGUUUAGUUGAACAUGGACGUUAUCAUACAGGAGAAAGACCAUUCCACUGUGAAACAUGUGGGAAAUCUUUUGUGUCUUCUAAUAAAUUAAAGAAUCACCAAAGGAUUCAUUCUCAAAGGAAACCUUUGGACUGUGAAAUAUGAUAAGUUCUUUUCUUUGGAGAAUAUAUUAAGAUGAUGAAAUAUGUUAAAAAUCAUUCUCUAUGUUCUGGUCUUGUAAUCCACAAAUACUACAUGGAGAAAGAUGUGUUUACUGUUAAGUUUUAGACAGAGACACCAUUUCAUGAAUCAUGAUGAGAGAAAUACUGGGGUCAGACCUUCACCGGUAUUUUUAUGUCCAUCUUUCCACUCUUGCAUGGGUCAGAUAGAGUUUGUUGAGGCAGAUGUGAGGUGAUGAGUUCGAUUCCCAGACUAGCUUGUGUGUUGCGUUCUUGAGCAAGACACUUUAUUUCACGUUGCUCCAGUUCACUCAGCUGUAGAAAUGAGAUGCGAUGUCACUGGUGCCAAGCUCUAUCGGCCCCUUUGCCUUUCUCUUGGAUAACAUCAAACAGUGACAUGGUGAGCGGAGGCUGGUAUGCAGGGGUGA